CAGGUCGCGUCGCGUUUGGAGGGCCGCGACCAUGGCUUCCUGGGCCGCCCUGUCGCCCAGCAUCGUGGAGUAUUUCGAGGGCGAGGACUCCUACCGCUGCGGCUAUUGCAAGAACGAGUCGGGCAGUCGCUCCAAUGGUUCCCGUCCAGAGGCUUAUCCUUCCAGCAGGUGCUCGGAUGCGCGAUAAUGAUGGUCCCGCCGUGGCCCCAGGUAUGUGGGCGCAUUCAAUGACAGUACAGGAUUAUCAGGAUCUUAUAGAUCGAGGAUGGCGAAGAAGCGGGAAAUAUGUGUACAAGCCUGUCAUGAAUCAAACAUGUUGUCCUCAAUACACAAUAAGGUGCCGACCUUUACAGUUUCAGCCAUCAAAAUCUCACAAGAAGGUUUUGAAAAGAAUGUUGAAAUUUCUGGCUAAAGGGGAAAUUUCCAAAGGAAAUUGUGAGGAUGAGCCCAUGGAGCCCACCAUGGAGGACACCGUUGCAGGUGACUUUGGGUUGAUAAAUAAAUUGGAUAUACAGUGUGACCUUAAAACACUCAGUGAUGACGUCAAAGAGAGCUUUGAGAGUGAAGAGAAGAAGAAAGGAAGAAGCCCCAAAAAAGAAGAAUCUAAGGAAUUAAUUCAGUCACAACAUAUAGAGGAGAAGUUGGGCUCUGGUGAACCAUCCCAUCCAAUUAAAGUGCACACAGCUCCUAAACCAGGCAAAGGGGCAGAUUUGAGUAAGCCUCCAUGUCGGAAAGCAAAGGAAAUCCGGAAAGAAAGGAAAAGGUUAAAACUCAUGCAUCAGAACCCAGCUGGAGAACUAGCAGGUUUCCAGGCUCAAGGUGAACCGCCAUCUUUGUUCCAACCAAAGGCUAAUAAAUCCAACCAGCCCAAAUCACUUGAAGAUUUAAUUUUUGAAUCUUUACCAGAGAAUGCAUCACACAAGUUAGAGGUGAGGGUGGUGAGAUCAUCUCCACCAAGUUCUCAGUUCAAAGCCACAUUUCAGGAGUCUUACCAGGUCUAUAAACGUUACCAGAUGGUUAUUCACAAGGACCCACCUGAUAAACCAACUGUGAGCCAGUUCACAAGGUUCCUUUGCAGCUCACCUCUGGAGGCAGAGAAUCCCCCUCAUGGACCAGAUUGCGGUUACGGUUCCUUUCACCAACAGUAUUGGCUUGAUGGAAGAAUCAUUGCUGUGGGGGUGAUUGACAUUCUUCCAUACUGUGUAUCGUCUGUGUAUUUGUACUACGAUCCUGAUUAUUCAUUCCUGUCUUUGGGUGUCUACUCUGCACUACGAGAAAUUGGUUUUACUAGGCAACUUCAUCAGAAAACAUCUCAACUCAGCUAUUAUUAUAUGGGUUUCUACAUUCAUUCAUGUCCCAAGAUGAAAUAUAAGGGUCAGUAUAGACCUUCUGAUUUGUUGUGUCCUGAGACGUAUGUUUGGGUGCCCAUUGAGCAGUGCCUGUCUUCACUUGAGAACUCAAAGUACUGCCGUUUCAACCAGGACCCAGAAGCAGUGGACGAAGGUCGCAGUAAGGAACCCGACCGUUUGCAGGUGUUCCAUAGGAAAGCCAUAAUGCCCUACGGCAUCUAUAAGAAGCAGCAGAAGGACCCAAGCGAGGAGGCGGCCGUGCUGCAGUAUGCGGGCCUGGUGGGGCAGGUGUGCUCCGAGCGGAUGCUGCUGCUGCGGAACUGACCGGUACCCACGCUGCACCUGGGGAGACCCCCAGCCUACCCCCAGUAUAGAUGAUUUUUAUUUAGACUCUUCUAUGGCUUUUCUAAAAUAUUUGUGGCAAUGUAUUUGUGAGACUCUCCUGGUUAAUAUAAAGAUUUUAAAAAUAUGUUGUGCCCUAACCUCUGAGUGGGGCUUUAUCAUUUUGGAAGUUUGCUUUAUGAACAAGAUACGGUAUAAAUGUCUCGUGUUACUCUUUUGGAAAACAAAAUUAAUAAGUGGAUCUUAAGUCAUUUAAAUCACCGUUGUGCUUGUUUUGUGAAAGAAAUUACAGCAGGCUUUCCUCAGAUCCAUUUACGACAUUAGUUUCUGCUACGAGACUAUAAAGAUGGGGAAGAAGGUGGGGAGUCGGUUUUAUCUCUUCAAAAACGUCCUCUCAGGAGAACGAAACUAUUGUUACUCAGCUCAGUCUUACUGCCGAAUGUUAUAUAGUUAAUGGAAAACUCAGAAAAAGAAAAUACAAACCUGAAAGAAAGGACGACGUGUGAACAUCACAUGUUCAUUUACCCAGGACAGUCCCCAUCGUGUCUGUUGUCUUGACAUGCUUGUUUUGUUCUAGAAUAAUUAUUACUCUCAUAUAAUUUUGCUCUCAAAAGUAUCCCAGUUUGGACAACAAGAUAUAUGAUUAUCCUAGUUGUAUAUAUUAUUUGCUCUAUUUUUAAAAAUCUAAGAAAUGGAGGUUUUUGUAGGUCUUUGUUUUUUUGUUUUUGUUUUUAAUGUUGGCUCCUGCCUUGACCUAAGACCCAUCAGAAGUGACUUUACACUAAUUUUUUCAUUCCUUAGAACUCAGGACACUUGCCCUUGGUUAUUGAUUAAAAAUUAGUUAAUAUCUGACCACGUUAUAGCUGGGCUACAAAUCACGUUUAAUGAAGCGUAGGAAUCACUUUGACCUCUAUUCUAGGGCAAGAGGUGGAGCAAUCCAUGUCUUGCCCUUUGAUUUGGGAAUCAGCACAUGCUAGCUCCUUCUCCUCACCUUCUUCUGGCCCCUCACCCAGUCAGCAAAUGUCCCUUGUCCACCACCAUCAGGCUGGCAGGCACUGUGCUGGGGGAAGGAGGAGACUCAGGCGGAUCAGGUCACAGUUAGGACCCAGUUGUGUUGGAGUCGAUCAAGGACCGGGGAGGGUUAGUUUCCUCUGCUCUUUCUCAGCCGAUCCCCAUCUGCUGCCGGCUGCUUGGCCACUGGGUUCAUUCCAUUCCCCAUUUUGCUUAUUUCCUAUUGAUCUUUUUUUUAAACCGUAUUAUAAAACGUAGUACUUUGAAACCCACUACUGAUGUGAAACUUUUGUCUCCUAAAUGCACUGAAUUUAGAUAAGACAUUAGAAAAUAAUUUCAGUUAGCUAAAAGAAGGAUUAUGAAACAUUGAUUUUAAAAUUCAACAUCCAAAUAAACUGUGUAUUUAUUCAUUUCUGAGAGGGUGUGUGUGUGUGUCUGUGUAACACCUGCCGUGUACAGACACAUUGCCAACUGAGGAUAGAGUAGCAGGGAAAGCCAUUUUCUCUGAUCACAUAGAUUUUUCAUUCUUUGGGAUUUUGUUCUACAAAAUAGUCUCCCAAGAGUAUUUGAUGGGCUCUUGUUUGGAACUGCCUUCAGAAUCUACAGAACUUUUUUUCUUUUGCCCUCAUAAGUUGAAGAUAGCUUAAUGUUUUUAGGAUUACAAAAUGAUACUCACUGUAAGCAAUUAAAACAUUAGUAAAACCAUAAAUAAGAAAGUAAAAUAUAAUCUGAAGUUCAACCAUACCAGAGAAAAAAUUGUUAUAUGUCUACACACAUAUAAUUUUCUUAUAAAUAGAAUUAUGUUCUAUACACCAUUUUGUGGGCAUACCUGAAUUGUGGAAGACAUUUCCAGGUGGGACUUGAGAAGUGUUACAAGUAAUCUGAGUACGUGGAAAGUCAGCGCGGUGGGGUGGGAUCUUGGUACUCUUGGCUUUGGAACAUUCACGUUGAUGCCACCUCAUCACCCCCACUUUCAUCCCCAUGAUUGGCAGGACGGCAGCACUAAAGAUCACAACUCUUGAGUAUGCCUUGAAGAGAAAACUUGACUCUUACAUCAUACCACAACUCUGGUUUCCUCCUGCAGAAUUCAGUUAGGGUUCCUUCAGAGGAAAGUGAUCCAUCACUCCUGUCUGAGAACCGGGAUGCUGCGCCUGAGGGCGGCAGUGGUCAAGGUUGGCUGCAGUGAGCCACCAGAGAGAGCUGGGCGCAAAAACUCUUACUCCGUUACUGUAUUCAUGUGCUGUUCUUUUGGAAAUAGACUGUCUAUUGAUCCUAAUGAGUUAAUUAUUUGUUCCUUUGAGCCCUGGCUGAGUGAGGAUUAAUCGCGUGCUAGGAAAGGACAGCAAGGCAAGUGACCCUGCUUUGUCAGUCGACAUGCAGUCUAGCUGAGAAAUCUGGUUUUAUGUUAAUGGCUUUCAUCCAAAGAAAGACACUCGAGAACCUUUCAAAGACAGUUUCUAUCUUUUCAAGGCUAGAAGCUGUGUGUUUACCGUCUUAGAGUUGUCGUUCCUUUCUGGAUGCAGGUAAAUUCACACCUGCCUCCUUGUCUUGGGAGCAGAAAUGUAAUCAAGGUUUCCCAGCUGCCAUCUUUAUUUAAAUUCUCCCAGUUCUGUGAGAUUUUUGUUAUUUUUUUAAAAUGUAAUCUGAGCACUUUUUUUAAUAUUCUAUAAAAGAGGCUAUUACCAAAUGAAUAUAUUAUUCAUUUGAUUAAAAUUAUUUAGAUAAGAAAUUAUUACUGUUUAUCUUUGCUUUCAGACAGUGUAUCCUAUUUUUUAUCCAUUUUUCAAAAUAUCACUUGUGUGCUGUUUCUUAACAUAUCGGACUCUAUUAUGUAAAUGAACCUUUUCAGAUUUCUGAGCAGUAUAUGGUUUGAUUUUAUAGGCUUUAUACUAUUUCAGUGUGAAUAAGAAUGAGAAAGAAUAUGAUCAGUUAUCUAGAAUGUGUUGGUGGUUGCUAACUUUAAAGAAAAGGAAAUGAAAUGGAAACAUAAUGUUUGAAUUAGAAUUUAUUCAAAUAUGUAUUCUUUUCCAAAAGAAAACCAGUGACUGUAAAGCAAAACAAGUUUGAUUGCAUGUGAUAUUUUUUUGCUCUUGUGUAUGCAUUUUGAACAGUCCAUUUGAUAAAGCUUGAAUGGAAAAAAAUAAAGCUGUUUCUAUCUCCAGUG
Molecule: messenger RNA, 4866 nt
Organism: Canis lupus familiaris (dog)
Lineage: Eukaryota; Metazoa; Chordata; Mammalia; Carnivora; Canidae
Gene: ATE1
Product: arginyltransferase 1
Exons: 13
Coding region: 135-1673 (512 amino acids)
Biological process (GO): protein arginylation
Cellular component (GO): cytoplasm
Molecular function (GO): arginyl-tRNA--protein transferase activity
Source: RefSeq, a predicted model, not a curated record